CUUGCCUUCCUUCACUACACUCUCUUCUUAUUCUUCUUCUUUUUCUUCUUCUGUGUCUACGAGACUGGGAAGGAAAAAUCCUAUGAUUCAACUUGAAAUGGCGUCGUGCCAAGCGCGACCGUCUCUCGAAAUCCUCACCAGAGGUGGCUAUCAUGACGAGGUACUUAACGCCAUUCGGAAAGCCUUGCCUAACUGUCUAUCCGAAACGCAUCUUCAUGAAACCGUUCCUGGUCUCAAAUCCAAGACCAGAGGCAAGGUGAGGGAUAUCUACGAUGCUGGGGAUUAUCUCGUACUGGUCACUACCGAUCGCCAGAGUGCUUUUGACAGGGUUCUUGCUUCUAUUCCCUUUAAAGGCGAGGUUCUCAAUCAGACGAGUUUGUGGUGGUUUGGCAGGACGCAGCACAUCACUCCAAAUGCGGUGGUGUCUGCUCCCGAUAAAAAUGUUACAAUUGCAAAGAAAUGCUCAGUUUUUCCGGUUGAGUUUGUCGUUAGAGGUUAUAUAACUGGAAGCACCGACACGUCAUUAUGGACUGUAUACAAAAAGGGCGACAGAGAAUAUUGUGGCAAUGUACUCCCUAAUGGGAUGGUGAAAAACCAAAAGCUACCUGCAACUAUACUCACACCAACAACUAAGGCUUCUUCUCAUGAUAUUCCUGUAACUCCCAGUGAGAUAGUUGAACUAGGUCUCAUGACGCAAGCUGAAUAUGAUGAAGCAAGCAGGAAAGCGUUCAGCUUAUUUGAAUAUGGACAGCGUGUAGCUAUGGAACAUGGCCUGAUCUUAGUAGACACAAAGUAUGAAUUUGGAAAGGCACCUGAUGGUACAAUUCUUUUAAUCGAUGAGGUGCAUACCCCUGAUUCAAGCAGAUAUUGGAUUGCACAAUCGUAUGAGGAGCGCUUUCAAAAUGGGCUUGAACCACAAAAUGUUGACAAGGAAUUCUUAAGGUUGUGGUUUAAAGAACAUUGCAAUCCAUAUGAAGACGAGGUUCUCCCUGAUGCCCCUGAAGAACUUGUUUGCGAACUUGCUUGGCGAAGAUAUCUUAUGUUGUAUGAGACCAUCACAAACUCAAUUUUUGAGCCACCACAAGAAGAGGAGCCAAUACAUGACCGGAUAUCUCGGAAUGUCUCACUGGCACUGUCAUCACUACAGCAAUGAACAUGUAAGCCAUGAACAGUUCUACCAGAUUCCCUUGUAGAGCUUCUCAGUUUUGCCUGAGCUCCAAUCUGGAAUUGCCGUAACCAAUUUUCUCUGUGUCAGUCAGUAACUUCAAGUGCAAGUUAUGAUAUUGGAUAGGUGAAACAACCAAUCGCCCAUCUGCACUUAAGUAGACAGACUUCAUUUUAGUUUCAUAGACAAGCAGUUAUAGAAUUUUUAAGCCUCAGCCUUAACAACA
Molecule: messenger RNA, 1391 nt
Organism: Telopea speciosissima
Lineage: Eukaryota; Viridiplantae; Streptophyta; Magnoliopsida; Proteales; Proteaceae
Product: phosphoribosylaminoimidazole-succinocarboxamide synthase, chloroplastic
Exons: 13
Coding region: 83-1153 (356 amino acids)
Biological process (GO): 'de novo' IMP biosynthetic process
Cellular component (GO): cytoplasm; chloroplast stroma
Molecular function (GO): phosphoribosylaminoimidazolesuccinocarboxamide synthase activity
Source: RefSeq, a predicted model, not a curated record